Toxorhynchites rutilus septentrionalis is the source of this 2423-nucleotide messenger RNA. RefSeq lists its product as uncharacterized. Gene Ontology annotation, biological process: cellular response to stress; cell redox homeostasis; hydrogen peroxide catabolic process. NCBI's taxonomy places the organism in Eukaryota, Metazoa, Arthropoda, Insecta, Diptera, Culicidae. Gene Ontology annotation, molecular function: thioredoxin peroxidase activity. The record is from RefSeq and is a predicted model, not a curated record. Gene Ontology annotation, cellular component: cytosol; endoplasmic reticulum. The transcript is spliced from 5 exons. Bases 172 to 2019 code for a protein of 615 amino acids.
UUUACCUGGCGCUUGUGCUUGGACAUCUCAGAUUUGUUUUUUAAAUAUUUUGAACAACUGAAAUAUUUCAACGAAAUCAAACAUUCUAAAAGUAGGGUAGUCGUGUCUCGAUGUUUCGUUUUAUCUCCAAAUCAAUGAAAUUUUCAUGCUAGUGUGUCUCCGCGGAUAACAAUGCACAAGACAAAACAUUCCAUUGGUGGAAAGCUGAAACGGAAGGACCCUCAUCCCGUCCGGAAUGAGUUCACGGCAAUCAGCGGCACGCAGUUUAAAUGUAUGUACUGCUCCUGGACAACCUGCAUGAACGCAACCCGAAUGGUGAGACACAUCGUCGAGCAGUGUCCGGGUGCUCCGGACAAAACGAAGGAGGCCAUCGGCGAUAUCCAGCGGGCUUCUUUGGAGAAAGAACGCAACUCAUCGCUAGUGUCCGAGAACAAGAAAGAUAUACACGGCUGGUUUACUACUGUUGGUAAUAAACGCGUUUGUAUGUUCUGUGGAUGGGCCACUGUUCGUAACCUAACUCGGAUGAGAACUCACAUCGGAAUGCAAUGUCAAAAUGUUCCUUCGAAAGUGCGUUCUUGCUUCGUUAAGGAGGACAUGGACGAAGCAGAAGAGGAUUCCCAUAUGGAGGAGGACGUCGAACAGAAGGUAGUAGAAACAUAUCAGGUGGUGAAUUUGGGCGACAAUCGGUGGGACGAAAGCGGGAUACAAGUGGUUAACUCGAAAGAUGUAAACAUGCAGGAUGACCAGCUCGAUUUGGAUGAGCAGGAUUCAGAACCGAAUUAUUUAGAGGUACAGGAGUUUGAAGAACGGAUAUGCAGCUGGUGUGGGAAGGCUCUUUCGUACGAAAACUUUGAGGUGGAAGACGGCAAUGACGUGUACUGUUCGAACCAUUGUUUGAAACGACAGACGAAAAUGAAAAGAUACUCGGUACGAUCGACAGAUUCGAUGUCGAACAUCCAAAUCGAAAGCCACAAGCAGACACCAAGUCAUAACGAACGUGAUAGCUUGGAGCCACCAGCCAAACAGAUAAAACUGUUAGUUGUUUCCAAUCAAGCUUCGUCACACGGCAGCAACCAGGUAAAGAAAGAAUACACCAGAAAUGCAGACAGUAGAAAAGAUGACAAUAACGGGGAUGCUCCCACUGUGGUUGAGGUUGUAGAUUACACCCCGGAACAUGAUUGCGACACGCUAACGGAGGAAGCGCCUCAAUUGGCAGAAGUACCAACUCAAAAUGAAGCGAAAUCCGCAACAAUCAUUGCCACAGAACCAUUAGAAUCCAGUGCCCCAAAAAAGUCUACGUCGACGAUGGUUAUGGAGCCGAGGAUCCAAAAGAAGACGGCGGCAAAUGAGGAAGGUUCGUGUCAUUCAUUCGCCGGUGGACACGUAUACCCGCAGGAAGACGUCCGUUCGUCUGACCACAAGCUGCAGUGGACCAAAGCGGUAAUCUCACGGCCUGCACCUCCCUUCGAAGCAACUGCUGUGGUUCAGGGGGCGUUCAAGAAGAUAAAGCUGUCGGAUUAUCGCGGCAAGUAUUUGGUGUUCUUCUUCUACCCGUUGGACUUUACAUUCGUGUGUCCGACGGAAAUUUUGGCCUUCUCGGAUCGUGUCAAAGAAUUCAAGAAACUGAACACCGAGGUUAUAGCGGCGAGCAUCGAUUCUCACUUCACCCAUCUGGCUUGGAUUAAUACGCCCCGUAAGGAAGGUGGACUAGGAAAAAUUAACAUUCCACUCGUUAGCGACAUUACGCACAGCAUCGCCAAAGACUAUGGAGUGUAUCUGGAUGAUUUAGGACACACGUUGAGAGGACUUUUCAUCAUCGAUGAUCGUGGUAUCUUGAGGCAAAUAACCAUGAACGACCUCCCGGUUGGGCGAUCGGUUGAUGAAACACUGCGUUUGGUGCAAGCAUUCCAGUACACUGAUAAGCACGGAGAAGUUUGUCCUGCUGGAUGGAAACCCGGUCAGGAUACGAUAGUACCCAAUCCGGAAGAAAAGAUCAAAUACUUUGAGAAAAAUCAUUAACACGUUGACUGCCUCGGAGGUUACAUGUGGCUGGCACUCGUAGGGGCCACCGGUGAACGGCCAGUAAAUAAUGGAAGUACAUACAUAGAGUAAUUAUGGAUAUUGAUGAUUUUUCAAUAAUACCAUUGUUACUAUAUAAUGUUUUGCGGAAAUUAUUGCAAUAUAUAAAACAUACAAAAAUGAUUUUAUUAUAUAUAAUAUGUAUUUUUUUAUACAUAAUAUGUAUAUUUGCAAACCUAGGUUGGAACUAAAUAAAAACGAGUUCGAUAUGAAUCAUGAGAGUAGCCGCUAAAACACAUCUGGCAGUCAUCGUGUUAAUUGAAGAUAAACGCUAAUUGUUAGAAUCUAUUAAAAAUUGUGAAAAAUAAAGUAUACCUCUCGUUUGGAGAGUAAUUUUUCCCCAA